Molecule: messenger RNA, 959 nt
Organism: Durusdinium trenchii
Lineage: Eukaryota; Dinophyceae; Suessiales; Symbiodiniaceae
Source: the annotation of a GenBank genome assembly
GCGUUCCCGACUUUUGAGUCCCAUGUCUUUUCAUGACCUGGGUGCACCUGGGAACAGUACUUCUUGCAUUGCUCGCUGGCUCAAGUAAUUACCGCUCAAGUAGACGUGGCGAGCGAGAGUGGGUUGGAACCCCCAGGGCCAUGGCGAACGGCGAGAGGCGUCCCGCGGCCACAGCGGCGAGAUGCGUUGCCCUGGGACUUUGUCUCGCGGGCCUGCAUGAGGCCUUGCUUUUCUUGUCUCCAAGGCAGCCGAACGAAAACCUGCCACGACGGCAAGUGCUAGCAGGCUCAGGUGUGGGGCUCUUGUCCAUGUUGCCAGCACCAGCCUUGGCUUACGAGACGUACUCCGACCCCAACGUGGGAUACGAGUUCAAGUUUCCCACCGGCCCUCAAAAGUCCACCAACAAAGGCUACGAUGUCUUCCUGCGGGAUAUUAUCGAGCCAUUGGAAUACAUUGGCCUUAAGAUCACCAAGACUGAGCGGAAUAGCUUGAACGACGUGGGCUCCCCACAAGAGGCGGGGGAACCGGCCGCGCUGGGGAACCGGCCGCUGGUCGAUGCGCAACUGGGAACGGAGGUGAAAUUCGGGACGAAGAAGCAGCCGCAAGAACAUUGAGCUAAUGGAAAGAAUGAAGGCAAUUAAGGAUAUUAAGGACUCGUUCCAUGGGGAGGCCUUAUUGAGAGGAGUCUGGGGCCCUUCUUGUUGUCCUUUCUCAUGACCCAAGGUUAGGGACCGGGUUGUGAACGGAGCGGAUUUGGGAGGCUGGCUGGUCAUGACGGACCAUGACGCACUUUUUGUGGAAUGGUCAUGCUGAAAGGGGGGGCCAGUUGGACCAAAUGGGAGGAGAAAGAGGUGACGUGGAGAGAUCCCGAGUCAGAUGUGGUUUCAGGUGGUCAAACGGAAAAUCACCAUUGUCACAGCAGCACUGGGUCAACUACUGGAUCAGAUAGACAAAAGAAU